Andrographis paniculata is the source of this 1566-nucleotide messenger RNA. RefSeq lists its product as uncharacterized. Bases 266 to 1312 code for a protein of 348 amino acids. NCBI's taxonomy places the organism in Eukaryota, Viridiplantae, Streptophyta, Magnoliopsida, Lamiales, Acanthaceae. The transcript is spliced from 2 exons. The record is from RefSeq and is a predicted model, not a curated record.
GUAAAACAAACGAGGCCUUAUGACGCAAUCGAAACUCUCUACAAAUCUGCCCUUGUUUAUUUAUAGUCUUAUCAGUUCUGAAGAAUCCGCGCUGUGAAUUUCUUCUCGAUUUCUCCGUCAUCGAUCUUUCCACAAUCGCUCCCUCUCUCGCGUUCCAUCGGUAGCUCAAAUCUCGCAUUUACCCAACCAGAUUUAUCGGUAAGCUGCGGCAUCGCUUUAAUUUAUUUGGAUUUAUAUUGGUGGAUGAUUUUUGGAUGGUGAAUUAAUGAAUUGGGAGAUGGCGAAUGGACUGGAAAUGUGUGAUCGAAGAUUUCUUUUCGAAAUGGCGAAAGGGACCAGAGGAAGACGCGGGGUUGCUUCAAGACAGCUUAGGUCAGCACCAUAUCCAAUUCCAUCCUCCUACAAUGUAACCGAGGUCAUGCCACAAAAGGACUGCUCCAAACUCUUGGAGAAGAAAGACUGGGAAGAUGCCACUUGCUCUGUGUGCAUGGAAUGUCCCCACAACGCCGUACUUCUACUGUGCUCCUCGCACGACAAAGGUUGCCGUCCCUACAUGUGUGGAACAAGCAUCCGCUAUUCCAACUGCCUCGAUCAGUACAAGAAGGCUUAUACGAAGUUAAUUUCAUCCAACUCCCAGCCACUUCAAGAUUCAUUCGACAGCCAAAUCACGCGUGCGCUGUCAUCAUCUCAUCAUUCUUUAGAAAAUUGCGAAGCUCUGGAGCUCGCUUGCCCCCUUUGCCGAGGUCAGGUGAAGGGAUGGACGGUCGUAGAGCCUGCGCGGGAUUAUCUCAACGGGAAGAAACGCACAUGCAUGCAAGAUAACUGCUUGUUCAUCGGAACAUACAGAGAACUGCGGAAGCAUGUCAAGGCAGAGCACCCGUCUGCCAAGCCGCGUCAAGUGGACCCCACUCUGGAACAGAAGUGGAGAAGGAUGGAGCGAGAGCGGGAAAGGGACGACGUGAUCAGUACUAUAAGGUCAUCCAUGCCUGGGGCUGUGGUCUUUGGCGAUUACGUGAUAGAAGGAAGCCCGUUCGAUAUUAAUUCGGAGGACGAGGAUGGUUUCGACGCAGAUGCCAUUGCGCGAAAUGAGGGCAUUGAGGUAAGUGCUGGCCGGGAUUUAAUGUCCGUGUUUGUGUUUCUUCAGGCAUUUGGUUCUGCUGGUAAUGUAAUACCCCAUAGAGGCGUUAACCAUAACUCUGAACAAGAAAACAGCGAGGAUGAGGAUGGGAAUGGAGAUGGAGAUGGCCAUGUUCAUCGAGGUAGGGUUGUUUUGGGGCGGUCCGGGAGGAGAAGGCUUCCAGAUUCAAGGUAGGAUGUCUCGAUAUCGAAUGAAUAUAAAUGUUGUUAUUGUUGUUUAUAUAUUAUGUGCAUGUACAUGUAUGUAUUAUACUUUCACACAUUAUUUAGUUGGCUGAUCAUGAUUAGCAUUUUAAGGACAGGCUAGAAUCCAUUGAUGGUCAAGCAAACUUGCUUCAUGUAGCUUUCUAGUUUGUGUAAUUGCUGAUUUAUUCAUUCUGGAGGCUGUUUUAUUGACAUAUAUGCAUGAUCAAUCUGGUCUUUUUUUUU